UAGCGAGUGCUGAAACUAACUGUCCUCUGUCAUGAACACUGAACUUCACAUAAUACAUUUUCAUCAACGACUUGUUCCCACCCUUUCUGUACCACCCAAGGAAACUCGAAAGAAAAGGAUCCGGCUCUGGUCAAGUUCUGCGUGCAGCAGGGGAGCAGAAAAUGGCUGCACAUAAAAACGGGAGUUUGAUACAUAUAAUAAAUAGAGCCAGUGUAUACUUCAAAAACGGCAGCUACCGAAAGAGAAUUUUAUUGACCUCUCUGAAACCUGUUCAGUGUCAGAGGCGAACAGUCUCCAGCAUCGGCGAUAGGAACACGAACUUGACACCGCACUUGAGCUCAAAUCUCGCUGGAUGGUCAUACAAGGAGUUAUACGAAUUGUCUGUGAAAGAUCCGGAAACAUUUUGGGGAUCAAUUGCUAAAGAGAGGCUUACAUGGAAUAAGCCAUUCGAUCAAGUGAGGGACUGCGAAAUUACUAGUGGGAAAAUCAAUUGGUUUCUUGGGGGACAGUUGAACGUUUCUGUGAAUUGUUUGGAUGUGCAUGUUGCCAAGCAUCCUGACAGAGUCGCCCUGGUCUGGGAGAGGGAUGAACCUGGGACGGAGGUAAAGAUCACCUAUAGGGAGCUACUUGAGACUACCUGCCGCCUAGCCAACACCCUGAAGAGGCAUGGGGUCAACAAAGGUGACCGGGUGGCCAUUUAUAUGCCAGUGUCGCCCAUCGCCGUGGCUGCCAUGCUUGCGUGCGCUCGUAUCGGUGCUGUGCACACGGUGGUGUUUGCUGGGUUCAGCUCAGAGGCCCUGGCUGGGAGGAUUCAAGAUGCCCAGUGUAAAGCUGUAAUCACGUGUAACCAAGGUGUGAGGGGAGGCCGGUUCAUAGACCUGAAACCUACAGUAGAUGCUGCAGUGAAGAACUGCCCCACUGUCCAACAUGUGUUUGUGGCCCAGAGGACCACUAACCCAACUCCCAUGGGCAAACUAGACAUCCCAUUGGAGGAGGCGAUGGCCAGUGAGUCUGCACAGUGUGRUCCAGAACCUAUGGGCAGUGAGGAGAUGCUUUUUAUGCUCCACACGUCAGGCAGUACAGGCAAGCCCAAGGGCAUUGUCCACACACAGGCUGGCUAUCUGCUCUAUGCUGCACUGACUCACCAGUAUGUCUUCGACUACCAUCCGGGCGAUGUGUUUGGCUGUGUGGCAGACAUUGGCUGGGUGACUGGUCAUAGCUAUGUGGUGUAUGGUCCUCUGUGUAAUGGUGCCACCACUGUCCUCUUUGAGAGCACUCCUGUGUACCCAGACCCCGGGCGAUACUGGGAAACAGUGCAGCGACUGGGCAUUAACCAGUUCUACGGUGCUCCCACUGCCAUCAGGCUGCUGCUGAAAUAUGAGGAGAGCUGGGUAAAAAAGUACGACAGGUCCUCCCUCAAGACCCUUGGCUCUGUGGGGGAGCCUAUCAAUCACGAGGCAUGGGAGUGGUUCUACAACGUGGUGGGAGAUGGAAGAUGCCCCCUAGUGGAUACAUGGUGGCAGACAGAGACGGGAGGUGUGUGUAUUGCUCCAAGGCCAGCUGAAGAGGGUGCUGAAAUUGUUCCGGCCAUGGCCAUGAGGCCCUUCUUUGGCAUUCAGCCUGUUCUCAUGGAGGAGAAGGGUAAGCCUAUAUCAGGAAAUGAUGUCAGUGGAGCCCUUUGUAUUGGCCAACCAUGGCCUGGAAUGGCACGGACCAUCUUUGGGGACCACAAGAGAUUUGUGGAUGCAUACUUCAAACCAUAUCCUGGUCUUUACUUCACUGGGGAUGGAGCAUAUCGGUCUAAAGAAGGCUACUAUCAGAUAACUGGGCGUAUGGAUGAUGUUAUCAACAUUAGUGGCCACCGAUUGGGUACUGCUGAAAUUGAGGAUGCCCUGGAUGAACACCCAGCAGUUCCUGAGACUGCGGUGAUUGGUAUUUCCCAUGAUAUCAAAGGAGAGGUUCCCUUUGCCUUUGUGGUUUUGAAAGAAGACCCUUCCCUGAACCACACAGCAGUCGUUAAAGAGCUGAGAGGCCUGGUGGCCACUAAGAUAGCAAAAUAUGCCGUCCCUGACCACUUUCUGGUAGUGAAGAGACUUCCCAAGACACGCUCUGGYAAGAUCAUGAGGAGAAUCCUGCGGAAGGUGGCUAUGGAGCAGACAGGAGACCUGGGCGAUGUGUCCACUCUGGAUGACCCAUCUGUUGUCUCAGAGAUCAUCAAGGCCUAUGCUCAGUACAAGAGCCUGACACCUCAGAAUAAAUAAUGAAGUAGGCUUUAUCACUGCUAAGACGUUGUGUUGGCAACUUGGCACUGGUCACUUGAGUAACAGCUCACUUCACUCACUCCAUUCUGAAUUUUAUACUGUGCUGAAGCUGAGUUAGUUUUAUGACCACAGUCCUUCAGUUGUUCACUAUGUAUGGCUCAUUUAUAUAAGACACAAGACACUCAAGAUACACAGUACACCCCUUUCUUUCCCUUAAGAAUCAUUAUCAUAAGGUUCUCUCUCAUGAGAGAUGAAGAUUAUCAAACGCACAGUAUUUUUUAACUUUGUUUUUUUUAAAGAUCCACACCGAUUGGCACGGGUGUUUUUCUGUUGCUCAUUAGAAAAACAAGAUUUCAGUCUGGGAUGUAUGUUUCCUGACCGUUGUUCAACCCAUGUUAGUAGGCCAAAAAUCAAAACAGAACUUUCAUUUAUUUACCUGUUGUGAUGCACGGAUGUUCCAAACUCUGUUUUAGAAGAGACUGACUUUAUGAACAAAAUUAUCAGAUUUACACUUGGUAGUCAAUUUUGACGCUAGAAUAACUGUUUCUUACUCAUAUAGAUGCCACAUAUGCAGUUUUCAAAGGGAUUCUUGCUUUUUAAAGGCAGUUCUCUUUAAAGCUGCAAUAUGCAAGUCUAAGAAGUGGUAGAUCUGUUCUUUGUGCGCUAUUUCUAUGCUUCCCCUUCUUAAAUUUCGUUUUUGGGUCUUAACUCUCAGUUUUGUACACCAGCUUCAAACAGCUGAAAAUACAAUAUAUUUUUUAUGAAAAAUAUAUUURACAGGGGUUUGAUGGUAAAAUUACUCUACACUAUACCUGCUUGUUUUGUCACAUCAACUGAAAUUAGGCGAACAAUUAGAAUUUUAGCAACCAGGAAAUGGCGAAGCGAUUUCUGCAUAGUACAUCAUUUAAAUAUUUAGAAAAGGUGCUGUAAUGAAUUAUGAAUAAUUCAUCCAGAAUAAUGGUGUUUUAUAUAUGUUAUCUUUAUAAAGGUCCCAUUUAACCAAAUGUUAAAUUGCUCAAGGACGUGUUCACUUGAUUGAAACAUUUACUUGAUAAUUAACUUUUUUUCCAGAUUCAUUCUUUAUAAUAUCAAUGCCAUCUUGAAAUUAUAACAGAAUUAAUUGACUUUACGUUGUAAAUUCUUACAAAAAAUAAAGCAACUAACAAAAAUGA
Salvelinus sp. IW2-2015 is the source of this 3433-nucleotide messenger RNA. RefSeq names its product acyl-CoA synthetase short chain family member 1 (gene acss1). The record is from RefSeq and is a predicted model, not a curated record. Gene Ontology annotation, cellular component: mitochondrion. Gene Ontology annotation, molecular function: acetyl-CoA synthetase activity; AMP binding. Lineage: Eukaryota; Metazoa; Chordata; Actinopteri; Salmoniformes; Salmonidae.